AUGCUCUCUGGGACAAUUCUCGUUUCGUUGAUAGCCCUAGGGGUUGUCAAUGUUGCUCUUGCACAGACCAAUAUUACUGCCAAUGUCUGCGCAGACCCCUCUGCCUUUACCAGCUGCAUAGCACAAGCCACCACGGCGAGUAAGGGGUGCAUGGACAUAUGCAAUGGAAACAAUAUCUGUGUUCUCGGGUGCGGAUGUGCCAUGUACCAGUCCUACAUCAAUUGCGUGGCCGAGUCAUGCUGGAACCAGGUCUACUCCUGUGAAUAUGAUGAAUUGAUCGCAGAUUACUUUGUCAAUUGUCCCGCAGCCACCGAACCAGUUCCAUUCUGGCCAGCACCAGACAAUGCUCCCGGCGGCUGCUCGUGCAAUCUCGGCAAGGUGUUGCACUCGGUCAUGAAAGCGGAACAGGGGUAUAACAGUUGCAUCACGAACAACACCUCCACCUCGAUCGUCCAGUUGAGCAAUAAAAACACUGCAUGUGGAUGUUGCGAGGUUAGCGCCGGGCUAUCAGCUAUGUACGAAACCUGCCCAGACACAAUCCCAUCCGCCAUGGGUGCAGACAGCUGGCUCAAGACAGCAACCCUAUAUGGCGAGCUGAUCAACUGGGGCACCUGUGGGAGUGUUCUUGACAAGUACAGCUGCCCGAAUCUAGGCUUUGCGCCUCCAUCGUCCAACUCCAGUACCUUCUAUAACCCGAAUAAUCUUCCUCCGAACGGUACAUACACGCUGUAUAAUACUGGCGGUGUGAAUGCGCUUACUGCGCCGGCUAGUGGGUCGGUGUUUACCUGGUCGCAGACCAGCGUGACGUAUACGGUGACUGCGUCGCCAUGGAAGAAUUCUGCGGUCAAGGCGACUGCGGCUGGUACCUCUGGUGGUUCUGUUGCUUCGGGGACUGCUGCAGCUGCUGGGGCUACGAAGACUUCGGGUGGAGCGAGUUUAUCGUUGCAGCUACCAAGUGUUGUGGUUUGGUUAUCGGUGCUAGGUGUUCUCGCCAAGAUGGUGCUUAUUUAA
Molecule: messenger RNA, 1011 nt
Organism: Penicillium subrubescens
Lineage: Eukaryota; Fungi; Ascomycota; Eurotiomycetes; Eurotiales; Aspergillaceae
Exons: 3
Coding region: 1-1011 (336 amino acids)
Source: RefSeq, a predicted model, not a curated record